This is a messenger RNA of Schistocerca americana (American grasshopper), 1801 nucleotides long. It is a transcript of the gene PIG-K, whose product is annotated as putative GPI-anchor transamidase. The transcript is spliced from 8 exons. Gene Ontology annotation, biological process: proteolysis; attachment of GPI anchor to protein; protein localization to cell surface. Bases 104 to 1141 code for a protein of 345 amino acids. Gene Ontology annotation, molecular function: GPI-anchor transamidase activity. The record is from RefSeq and is a predicted model, not a curated record. Lineage: Eukaryota; Metazoa; Arthropoda; Insecta; Orthoptera; Acrididae. Gene Ontology annotation, cellular component: GPI-anchor transamidase complex.
CCUCAUUUCGCUAGCUUUAGACGCCUGUGUGUUUACACUGUUUACAGCACAGUCUAAUAUGUUUACAUGAGUCUAAUGUGUUUUUCAGUAAGAAGAAACAAGAAUGGAAAUGUUGAAGACAGCAGUUGUGUUUUUCACGUGUAUGCAUGUUUUUACCGCUGAAUCGCACGCUAAUUUUGCGAGCUCUGGCCACACGAAUAAUUGGGCCGUGUUGGUUGAUACUUCAAGAUUCUGGUUCAAUUACAGACAUGUUGCCAAUGUUCUUUCUAUUUAUCGUAGUGUGAAGAGACUUGGAAUUCCUGAUAGUCAAAUCAUUUUGAUGGUAGCUGAUGACAUGGCCUGCAACCCGAGAAACCCUAGGCCUGCCACAGUUUUUAACAAUAUAAAUCAGAAUAUAAAUGUGUAUGGUGAUGAUGUAGAAGUUGACUAUAGAGGAUAUGAGGUGACAGUUGAAAAUUUCAUAAGGCUUCUGACAGGGCGCCUGCCCCCUGGUACUCCACGAUCAAAGCAACUUCUGACAGACGAAGGCAGCAAUAUACUUGUUUAUCUCACUGGGCAUGGAGGUGAUGGCUUUCUCAAAUUCCAGGAUUCUGAAGAGGUUACAAGUCAGGAACUUGCAGAUGCAUUGGAACAGAUGUGGCAGAAACGAAGAUAUAAUGAAAUCUUCUUCAUGAUUGACACCUGUCAGGCAGCCUCCAUGUAUGAAAAAUUUUAUUCACCAAACAUUCUCGCUGUAGCCAGCAGCUUAGUCGGAGAAGAUUCACUCUCGCAUCAUGCAGACCCUGCUAUAGGAGUGUACAUUAUUGAUCGGUAUACCUACUAUGCUCUAGAAUUCUUGGAGAAGAUGGAACCGGGCAGUUCAAAAACCAUGGCACAGUUUCUCGUUGUAUGUCCAAAAUCGAAAUGCAUCUCAACAGUUGGCAUUCGUAAGGACUUAUACAAAAGGGACACCAAUGAAGUGCCAAUAACAGAUUUCUUUGGUUCUGUAAGACCAGUUGAACUCACCUACUCGAAACUGAAUAUUUCAUUUGUUCCAGCAAAAAAUGAGACCCAAAGGAUAGAAAAAAUGCCAAAGAAGAAGUUCUAUUAUGCAGAACAGUUUCCAACCCAUAUAUUUGAUUCUUUGGAAAGUGUGUACUGAUGUCUCUCUUUUUUUUAAUUUCCAAUUUGUAACAAUUGAAGUAUUUAUUGUUAUUGCCAGUUAAAGCUUACAAAGAAAUCUAGUCCUUGCAAAUAAAUUUGUUUUUGGUUAUAAGUUAAUUUGUUAAUGAAAGAAAGCAGUGUGUAGAAAUGAACUUUGUCAGUAUGCAGGUACAUUUUCUGUUGUUGCCUGUGGGAGGACUAACAGUGAGUUUACUGCUUUUACAUGGUUUAGUGUAAAGGAAAUUUGAAAUUGCAGUCCAGUGACUCAAAAGAAUACUGUCUGUUUUUGUUCUAUUUAAAAGCUAUUUCUUAAAGCUGGUGAUAUUCUUAUUUCUUGUAAACAAAACAGUAAAAAGGUGUCAGAUCUUCAUUACGUGUGGACGUACAAAGUGUACAGAAACUGAUAUGAUAGUAAGUUCAUUCUGUGUUGUGAAAUGUGGAAAAUAUGAAAGCUGCAUUUCAGAUUGAGAGAUUCUACAUUUAGAAUAGGAUAGAAGUUUAUUGUCUCAUAACAAAAAAUUUCAAGUCAUUGACUUAAUAUACAGGAGACUCAUCAAAUCAAAAAACAAAAUUUGUUUGUAGUUUUUCUUAAAAUAUCAUUAAUACAAUAUACUGCACUGUAUACAUAAUUGACGCAAAUAGAUGAUUUUUUUUUUUU